UGCGUCUAUGGGGAAGAUGGUAGAAACAUGAACGCCGUAUCAGUCCUAUCUACUCCACCGGCAGCAAGCGAGAGAAAGUGAGAGAAGCUUUCCGUCACCACACCAAAGGAUGCCGGUUUCGCAGAGAGCUCUCGCGGUGACCUUGUUCGCCCUCGUCGCUUGCUCCCUCAUCUACUCGUUCUCGGCCCCCAGGCUCAAUCGCGGCAAGACGGUCCACUUCACUCAAACAUUCAGCGGGCAACGAAGCAACUCAAGCGUUUUGCUCUCCUCGCCUCCAGUCACGCCUCCAGCCUCGCCUCUAGUACCGCCUCCUGCAUUCCCUGCUCCCUCGCCUCCUCCCUUGCCUCAACCGCCAGCUGUCGCCGCGUCAUGUCCCUUGUCUUCGCAAAUAUUCCCAGACCCGCGCCUAGACCACGUUGUCAUAAUAGCAAAGACUGGCAAGGAAACGAUGAACGAGCGUCUCCUUCAGCAAGUGACGACAUUCCUGCCCCGCUUCAGGAAUGUCGUCUAUGUAUCGGAUGCGCCCGGGAGGUUGGGAACCGCUACUAUCCAUGCUUUCCCACACCCGAAACCGUGGCUGAGCGGGUGGGCAAAGGAUGCGCCGAAAUACGUCGGGGGAUAUGGGUUAGCAUGGUCCUUGUUUCCUGACAAGGACUGGUACUUCAUUAUCGACGAUGACACUUAUAUCUUCGCCGAAAAUCUUCUUGCCUUUCUCGCUCCCAUCAACGCCUCCAUUCCCUACCAGCUUGGAUGGGCGUUUUAUGGUGGAGGCUGUAAAAUGGUCGGCGCCUCACGUCCUACUCCAGCCCAUCGCUUUAUACAAGGUGGUGGGGGCAUCCUCGUCUCUCGCGGUGCUUUCCGCGAGUUUCUACCCGCCCAGCAAGAGUGCGCUGAGAGGACCGCCACUUGUCUGACAGGGGACCAGGCCAUUGGGGCAUGUCUGGCUUACUUGGGAGUCGCCCCUCCUGAUGUGGAUCAUCCAUUUGGAUUCUUCAUGCACGAUUGGAGAGCCGGCUCGCCGCGUUUCAAUCAACCCGGCGUUGACCCCCCAGAGUUUAUUUGGGCGGAAGACCCGUGUCGUUCGCCAGUCACGGCCCACCGCAUGCGCGAACAUGACGUUCAAGACGCCUUCGACGCGGAAAUGGCUACGGAUCCUAUCCGGAAACCCCAUACAGCACCCACUGCGGCUAGCGAGGAAACGAAAGCCGGACCAUCAUGGGGCGGAUGGGGCCGGACGACAUUUGCCGACCUCAUGGAAUUUCAACUGUUCCGCCCCGAGACGGUCAUAGGCGGUCGCUAUUGGUACAAUGCAACAGAAGACACGACGGCAUCGACCGCGCAAAAAACGAUCAUCAACAAUUAUCGCAUCGUCAUGGAAGGCAAAAAGGAUAUCCGCGACAGUAUAGCCUGGGACGGAGAUUCGCUGGCGGCGGAACUGAAUGUGAAGAACAUUCCAUCUUGCAUCCUCCUCUGCGUAGAGAAGCCCAGAUGCCUCGCGUUCCUCUAUGAACCGUCAACCAAAACAUGCAAGGUUUAUUCAAGACUUGGUGGCCGCUCCAUCAGAAUCGGCGUGGCGAGUGGGGUCAUUCGGGAACGGUAUCAAUGUCAGCUUAGCUUGCCGCCGUUUGUCGAGCAAUAGGCAGAGUAGCAUAGAAUAGCA
Molecule: messenger RNA, 1660 nt
Organism: Fimicolochytrium jonesii
Lineage: Eukaryota; Fungi; Chytridiomycota; Chytridiomycetes; Spizellomycetales; Powellomycetaceae
Exons: 1
Coding region: 110-1639 (509 amino acids)
Cellular component (GO): membrane
Molecular function (GO): glycosyltransferase activity
Source: RefSeq, a predicted model, not a curated record